AUGUCGCGUGCUCAUGACCUUCCGACCGGGGAUGCCGUGGACGAGUUCUUUCAAGCGUUAGAGGCGCAGGCUGCCUUAACCCAACAGGGGAGAUGGAGGCUUUGCUACCGAGGGGACUUCUUGCUGAGUGGAAGAACAUUGCCGCUACCCAGAGUGUGCCUCGGCCAUGUGGCUCGGCCAUGGGUGCGCGAGCUCUUGCUCGCGAGCUUCCUAACACCAACUGCUCGUUUCCAGCCCAUCGCGUCCUUCAAUGUCUAUUCUUUAACGUGGACUUUCUUCCUCCACCCUGGAUCCUGUCACACGCCUAACCUUUUCGGCUGUCAAAACGCCUUGUACGGUGUGGAGCAGAAGGCUAAUGAGGAUCUGCGUGCCAUGCGUGCUGCCCUCCGACAGAAGGGAGCGCCCGAUGCGGCUGCGCAGGCUCAGCUGAAGGCUCGCCUUCGCAAACUUGCGGAUGUGGCCCUGCAACUGGGAACUGGAUCCUUGAAGGGGAUUGGCCUUUGCAUGGCUUCCGCUUCCUGUGAGGGGGCGCACUUCUGCUGGAGGCUUUCUGGUCGAAGGGACGCAGUUUCUGCAAUGGCUGUCGGCCGAGUUCGGCGUCAACAAACCUAUCUCUACACAACUCUGGGAGCGGAUGGCCUGGCAGCGUGA
Molecule: messenger RNA, 651 nt
Organism: Symbiodinium necroappetens
Lineage: Eukaryota; Dinophyceae; Suessiales; Symbiodiniaceae
Source: the annotation of a GenBank genome assembly